Salvia hispanica is the source of this 1459-nucleotide messenger RNA. Its product is annotated as putative sugar phosphate/phosphate translocator At5g25400. NCBI's taxonomy places the organism in Eukaryota, Viridiplantae, Streptophyta, Magnoliopsida, Lamiales, Lamiaceae. The record is from RefSeq and is a predicted model, not a curated record.
AUCCACCAAAAUACAAAUACCAAAUUACCAAUCACAGCACAUCUCCUCCUCUUCUUCUUCUUCUUCAAUCUUCAUCAUCUCCACACACACACACACACACAGCUGAAUUGAAUCAGAGAGAAAUGGGGAAAGGCGGCAAUCUGAGCGAGGGCGUUCUGAAGAAGAUCAUCCUCUCCUACACCUACGUGGCCAUCUGGAUCUUCCUCUCCUUCAUGGUCAUCAUCUACAACAAGUACAUCCUGGAUCGGAAGUUGUACAAUUGGCCCUACCCCAUCUCCCUCACCAUGAUCCACAUGGCCUUCUGCUCCUCCCUCGCCUUCCUCCUCGUCCGCGUCUUCAAGGCCGUCGACCCCGUCUCCAUGUCCUGGGAUCUCUACCUCAAAUCCGUCCUCCCCAUCGGCCUCCUCUACUCCCUCUCCCUCUGGCUCUCCAAUUCCGCCUACAUUUUCCUCUCCGUCUCCUUCAUCCAGAUGCUCAAGGCUCUCAUGCCCGUCGCCGUCUACACCAUCGGCGUCCUCCUCAAAAAGGACGCCUACAAUUCCGAGACCAUGACCAACAUGAUCUCCAUCUCCAUCGGCGUCGGGAUCGCCGCCUACGGUGAGGCCAAAUUCGAUUCCUGGGGCGUUCUUCUCCAAUUGGGGGCGGUCGUGUUCGAGGCGACGCGUUUGGUCAUGAUUCAGAUCCUGCUCACCUCCAAGGGGAUCACGCUCAAUCCGAUCACCUCUCUCUACUACGUCGCCCCCUGCUGCCUGGCCUUCCUUUUCAUCCCGUGGAUCUUCGUUGAGUUCCCGAUUUUGAAGGAGAAUUCGAGUUUCCAUUUCGAUUAUGUGAUUUUCGGUAGCAAUUCGCUGUGUGCGUUUGCCCUAAAUCUGGCGGUGUUUUUGCUUGUGGGGAAAACCUCUGCUCUGACGAUGAAUGUGGCUGGUGUGGUGAAGGAUUGGCUUUUGAUUGCGUUUUCGUGGUCGGUGAUCAAGGACACUGUCACUCCGAUCAACUUGUUUGGCUAUGGAUUGGCCUUUUUAGGCGUGGGGUAUUACAAUCACGCUAAGCUCAAGGCUAUGAAGGUGAAGGAGGCGCAGAAGACGACGCAGCAGGCGGACGAGGAGGCCGGGAGGCUGUUGGAGGAGAGGGAUGGGGAAACCAAGGGUGUUGGUGUUGGUAUUGGAAGGAAGAAUGAGUCGCAGAAUUGAUUGGGGUUUUUGAUAAAUGAGGUGAUCUUUUUUGCAGGAUGAGUUUAGAGUAAAAGCAAGGAUGUUGAUUUGAUCUUGAUGAGUAUGGAUGGAGCCAUGGUUGAUUAGGUUCUGUUACUUUACAUCCACCUUCUUCUUCUUAUAUGUAUUGUUCCCAUUUUUAAACAUAUACUGUUUGUCAUCUCUUGUUUUUGCUCAUGUCUGAUGGGCUAUCUGUGACUUGAGAUUGACUUUACACUAUCAUCAAUUUUAAACUUAUUUCAUCUCAA